AGCAACCUGAGAGCAGCAUGGAUCUAAACUGAAAGUGAAAAGUGACACCACUUCUUCGCAAUGUAAAGAGAUGCUGUUUCACAUGAGCUAACGCUAGCAGCUCCUUCUAGCAUUUUCUUUACCGACCUUUCUCUGACACUCUUACUACGUUAAAGAAAGAAGAAGCAGCUCCUGAUGAACAGCAGACUUUACGUUUAUGCUAAGUUACAGCCUCGGGUGUCUUAACUGAUCUUUAAACGGCUUGGGAAAUAAUUUGAAUUUAUUGUUAGCUUCCUGGUUGGUGGAGCUUACUUGAGCAUUGAAAAUAAAGGCAACGCGCCGUCAGACCGGCUCCUGUGGAUUACCUUAGCGCAACGUGCUACAGUUACCGAGCAGUUUAUAACGCUCAUUUUAACAAUUUAUUACACACAAGCCAGUGAGUUUUAAGUUCAUUAGUAAGUAUCAUGGCUCAGAAGCGGAGAACACAGUCCUGGGCAGAGCUGAAACAAGCCGGUAACCAGUGCUUCAAAACCGGUCAAUAUGGAGAAGCGAUUACUUUGUACACCCAAGCCAUCCAGCAGUUAGAAAAGUCCGGUCAAAAGAACCAGGAAGAUUUAGGUAUUUUGUAUUCUAACCGGGCAGCCAGUUACUUGAAAGAUGGAAAUUGCAGUGAAUGCAUUAAAGACUGUUCAGUAUCUUUGGACCGGGUUCCAUUUGGAAUUAAAUCAUUGCUUCGCCGUGCUGCAGCUUAUGAGGCUAUGGAGAGAUACAGACAAGCCUAUGUAGACUAUAAAACAGCUUUACAGAUGGACUGCAAUUUACCUGCAGCUCACGAUGGAACCAACAGAAUGACAAAGGCUCUGACUGACAUGGAUGGACCAUCAUGGAGAGAGAAGCUUCCUCCAAUCCCAACUGUUCCCAUGGCAGUAAAAGAAAAAAUUAUGCUGGCUGCCAGCCCCAAUGCCAUUUCUAAGCAAAAUGGCAUCAAGGAAACCAAUACUCAAAUGGCUAGAGAUGUUAAAAAAGCUAAACUGCUUAAGGAAGAGGGGAAUGCAUUUGUAAAGAAAGGAGACCACAAGAAGGCAGUGGAGAAAUACACACAGUCUCUCAGUCAAGACCCCAGUGAGGUUACGACCUACACAAACAGGGCUUUGUGCUACCUGUCUCUGAAGAUGUACCAGGAAGCUGUGCGGGAUUGUAAUGAGGCCCUUAAGCUGGACCCAGCUAACAUUAAAGCACUGUACAGACGAGCACAGGCUUUCAAGGAGCUUAAAGACAAGAAAGCUUGUGUGGCAGAUCUCACCAGCUUGCUUAAAAUCGAACCUGACAACAUGGCCUCAUUGAAGCUACUGCAAGACAUACAGAAAAUGAAAUAAUCCCUAUUUUGUAAUGUAUUCAGAAGUGCCUACUAAAUAUGAUUCUAUCUGCUGCACCAGACAUUCUGUAUGCUCUUGGAAGAUAUUUUAGAAGUGACAUAAAAAAAAAAGCAUAACAUGAAUACAUUAUCAUGGUCAAAAAGGUGCAUGUUUUUUACACUUUACCAACAUUUAAUCUGCAAAUGACAGUCAGGUCUGGUAAUAACUGGAUGAAACAGUAAUUAUUAAGGUAGGGGUGUGUUAUGUCACUCGUACUGUUGUUUUUUCAUUACAUUGCAGUGUUGUGUUAACAGGGUUUAUAUAUAUGGUUUACUAUAU
This is a messenger RNA of Trichomycterus rosablanca, 1673 nucleotides long. RefSeq names its product translocase of outer mitochondrial membrane 34 (gene tomm34). Gene Ontology annotation, cellular component: mitochondrion; cytosol. NCBI's taxonomy places the organism in Eukaryota, Metazoa, Chordata, Actinopteri, Siluriformes, Trichomycteridae. Gene Ontology annotation, molecular function: heat shock protein binding. The transcript is spliced from 8 exons. Bases 444 to 1355 code for a protein of 303 amino acids. The record is from RefSeq and is a predicted model, not a curated record.